This is a messenger RNA of Vitrella brassicaformis, 4104 nucleotides long. NCBI's taxonomy places the organism in Eukaryota, Vitrellaceae. The record is from the annotation of a GenBank genome assembly.
GGCAACGUGACACAGCAGAGACUGUACUAGGCAGAUAAGGACACAGGCAGGCAGGCAGGCAGGCAGCAUCGAUCUCUCCUCCGUGUGAGCGAAUGACUCAUUCAGUCGAUGAACUUGUUGUUGGCCUCGAACACCACCUGACCAACGCACGCACACGAGAUACGAUCCAUAUCCAUCCAUCAGCACAGGUGUGUGGUGUGGUGUGAUGUGGUGUGAUGUGUGUCGGUCGUCUUUGUGUUUGUUGCGCACCUGGUGGUUGAAGUAGACCCUUGCCCACUCGACCAUGUCGCGAGCGCCACGCGUCAGCCGCAUCUCGCAGUUCAUGCCGCCGUCCUGACACACAACCACACGCACACACACACACACACACACAGAGCACAACGACAGACAGAUACACUUAUUAUUCCCUGCCAUCGAUGUGUGGGUGUGGUGAUUGCACUACUGACCAGGUUCCAGGCCCUGAAGAAGAGCCUCUGUUGCGGGUCGCUGCUGAGCUCGUACGCCAGCUGGUUGUAGUGGUGCGCCUGCACACGCAUCGCAUACACACACACACACACACGAUGGUUUCCCUCUCCUCCCUUCAGCCUCUUCAUGUGUGUGUGCGUGUGUGUGUGUUGUGACCGCCUCACUCACCUUGAGCAGGUUGCCGUGGAGCUCCACGUGUGUCGACUCGAAGGGCGGGGUGUGGUUGGCCAACUUCUGAAAGGCACGCUCGAUCGCCGGCAUGCCCCUGUGCACACACAAUGAAUGUCACACAGAGAGAGGAAGGUCACGUGUACGGCUGCGCGACCCGUCUCGUCUCGUCUGGUCUGGUGGGGUGGGGACGUACCUGAAGACGGCCGUGAGUUCCUUGGUGUACUGGCACUUCUCGCCCGCAAAGAGGACCUUCCACUCGUGGCACUUGUCCAGCACCAUCUGUGUCAGCUCCACAUCGCCAGCGGCACCAUGCAGCACCGAACCAAUCCGACGCGCAACUCUGCACACCCACCCACACACACACACGAGACCAUCAGUUCUCUCUCCUUAUGUCUCUGCACUCUUCACUCACUCACUGACUCACCCGUGGUUGAGGACCACGCCAAGGUACUCGCAUGUCUCGGGCUUGAUGGGCAUCUUGAUGCGAUAGACCUCGGUGCACUCCAUGCCCGCCUCCCACUCCACGCCCACGAUCAGCGCCUCCCACCCGGGGUGCUCCUGGUCCGCCGCACCCACCAGCCCCGGCAGGGCAUCCCAGAGGGACCGCGACACGUACAUGUCGCUGUCGGUGAUGACGGCACACCGCCCGUCGAAGUUGGUGAGCUGGGGGGGCAGGGGGGCGUCAGACACACGGUCGGGGCCUCUUGCAGGCACCCGGAAGAUGGGCACCUGGUCGCAUCGCACACAGAGACGGCGUGUGCACACGCUGCGCUGUGGAUGGAUGGCUGUGGGUGUGGUGUGGUGUGGUGUGCUGUGGGUGUGUUUACCUACCUGUGAGUUGUAAGCCCAUCGUGCGGCGGUCUCGUCGGUCUUCUCGCUGCCCACGAGGUCGAAGAUGGCCUCGGCGCCGAGGAACCUCGACCACUCCUCGAAGCUCGUAUACACCGCGCCGCUGUCCGGCAGACCCUGACACAACACGCCCUCGCUCUCGCCUGACACAGACAGACAGACAGACAGACGACCAACGAACACACCAACCGUCACUCACGCCGACAUUCAUUCAAAGUCUUCCAUGACACGCUGGCACAACACCGACCCACCACGCACACGUACACGUACCGAUCUGUUUGCCGGCCUGUUUGGGGUCGAGUCCACCGUCGUAGAGUGUGCGGAUGGCCUCGAGGCACCUGGGUGAGCGGGGUGCUGCGGCGAGGAUGGAGUGGUGCUCCAGGAACCCGCCGGCCGGCAGCGGGGAAGUGAACAGGGAGGGCGCCUCGGGACCCUUGAACAGCGUGCCCAGCGGUACCACAUACCCACCUGCAUUGCAUCGAUGCCAAGUCACCACACACACACACACACAGAGAGAGAGAGAGAGAGAGAGGUCAGCGGGUAGGUGUGUGAGGUCUUUCCCUUUCUGUCUGGGUGACGUACCUUCGUCGUAAAGGAUUUCGAGUGCUAGCAUUUUGACAGCGAGUGCGUCCAUCUUGCGGUCGACAUGGUACAAAUUGGCGCCGAAGAAGGACCGGCCCUUGAGGUCCUUGAGCGUCCAGCACUUGUACCGAUACUCGGGGUGACGUCUGACACACCACACACCGCCACCACCACACACACCACCACACACACAGAUGCACGUGUUGAUGCGUUCGUCCGUGUGUGUGUGGUGUGUGGAGUGGAGGGCUCACUCACCUGCAGAAGUCUUGGUACCAGGUGGCCAUCCACCGCUCUGGCUUCAUGUCGCUCGUCUGGAAGACAAACUGGUGGAUCACCUUGGGGGCGCUGCUGCUGGCGGUGGCGGCCUGGGCGGCGGCCUCGGCUGCCGAUGGCAGCGGCCGAAGGGACCCCAGCGGCCAGUCCUUCCGCUUGCUGUGCACCUUGCACGUCAGAGCCUUCCGGCACCUGCACACACACAUGGAUGGAUGGAUGUGGUGAUGGUGCGUUGGUUGCGUUGACCGCACUUUUUUACCUGUUCUGCGUCCUGACGUAGUUCUCGAGUCCGCUGCAUGUGUACCCGAACUGGAACAUGUAGGAGUUGGGGAAUUUGGUCAGGUCGAUGGCGUCGGGGUUGGGCACGAAGUGAAAGGCGGGGUAGAACAAGUGGCUCGGAGGCACACACAUCGGCAUCCCCGUCUGCAGGCCAGGACACAAACCAUCACACCACACACACCAGAUAGAUGUGUGUGUCGUGAUGGUGUCUGCGUAUGUGUUCCGUCCGUUGUGUGUGUGAGUAGGUAGGUAGGUAGAGUACCUGGAGGAGGGCGCGGGUGUAGGCCAGCGGUCCGGUGACCCACUCGACGGAGAGGUGUGGGCGCUUGAGUGGGUAGAUGUUGCGCAGGUAGUAGAUCAUCAUCAAAACCAACGGGUGCUUCGGCGCCGCUACUAUCACGCUGUUGCCUGACACACAACACAACACAGCCCGACGCAACAUUCUCGCUCUCUCUCUCUCUGGCAAGAUUUUCCUCUGUGUGUGUGUGUGUGUACCGAGGACGGAGUAUGGCUUGUCCUUGGUGUCUGGCUCGUAGGUGAUGAGGAACUUGCUGUCCUUCUCGGCCAUCUCGAUGAUGGGGUCGAGGCACUUGGAUCCGCACGAGACCAUGUCCGCGUCAAUAUAGAUGCCGCCGUGCUGGUACAGCAGCUCCAGACGCAGCAGGUCCGCCUUGCACUGCCACAUCCUCUCCUGCAUGGUGGAUGGACCACACAGGUGGCACACUCAGGUAUGAAUGUUUGUGCGUCGAGGUGUGUGUGUGUGUACCUGCUCGUAGAAGUCUCUGUUGAACAUGUGCAGCUUGGCGACGUCCUCGUCGGUCCACAGAGUGUGGUCCCAGUGCUUGUUGCGGUACAGGUAGUCCACACGCUGUGAUGAGAGAGACACACACGGAGGGAGAGGAGACAUGCACCAGGUCAGCGCGUCGCGUGCAUGUUCGCGUCCGCCCCGCCAGAGCCUCAGUUUCCUUCGCUCUCUGCUUUCGUACCCAUGUGUCGAGCCAGAGACAGGGAGGCUCCUUGGGUCCCACCCAGAUCUGCACCAACACACGACACAAACACACACGCAUGGCAUGAGCCCGUCCCUCUCCCUCAAGCCACUCAUGCCACCCCCUACCUGGUGCAUCAUCUUGGGAAUGGCCGGUGCGGUGGGCAGGUAGUCACGCACGGCCUGCUUCCACUCGUCGGCGUUCGCGAGGUGGCACUCGCGGUGGUCCCACAUGUUGAACUGACCGAUACACUCCACUUUGGCCUCGAGGCUCUCGUAGGCCGGCUUGCUGGGGUGGGGCAUGGUGGCGCUACUGGGGUGGGUCACACUGGCGUGCAGCGGCGUGUGCGGCGGGGAGGUGUGGGUCAGGUGGUCGGUGCCGUCGACUGUCAUGUCGGCGGUGUGCGGAGAGAUGGAGGAGAGAUCUGAGGUCAGAGGGUCACCAGCAGCUAGAAACAGACAAGAAGGCAGAGCAAAGUCCCAAAAUCUGCAGCAAAUGC